UGGGCUUACGGAGGUCAGAAAGGGUGGGGAACGUGAAUCCGGCGGUUCCCAGCGCCCGCACCCCAGUCGGUGCGGCUGGGUCCCCGGCGGGCGAGGGGCGCUGCCCUGGGGCGGGUCCUGCGGCCCGAUUCCCGCGCGGGGCGGAGCGACCCCGCCCGUGGCCCCGCCUCCGCCCGGUCCUGGCACACCUGGCCGGCAGGUAGCUGGCGCCCGGGCGCGGUUCUGAGGCUGUCGGUGUCUGCGAGCGGCUCGGCCCGUCCGCCUAAGGGAAGCGCGGCGGCAGAAGCCAUGGACCCCGGCCUGGGGGCCCCUGCGACAGCCGAGGGGCCGCCCGCGCCCCGGCCCCGCCGCUCCCUGCGUCGCCUGUUCAGCCGCUUCCUGCUGGCGCUGGGCAGCCGCUCCCGCCCCGGGGACUCGCCGCCCGGGCCGCAGCCCCAGCCCCAGCCGGGCCGCUGCGACGGCGACGGUGAGGGGGGCUUUGACUGCGUCUCGGGCCCGGCUUUAGCAGCGCCCGGGAGCCCCGGGGAGGAGAGCCCGCCUGGACACCAGCCCCAGCCCCCCGCCGGCGAUGGCGAGCGGCCUCCUGGCGCACAGGGCUUAAAGAACCACGGCAACACCUGUUUCAUGAACGCCGUGGUGCAGUGUCUCAGCAACACCGACCUCCUGGCGGAGUUCCUGGCGCUGGGCCGCUACCGGGCGGCGCCGGGCCGCGCCGAGGUCACCGAGCAGCUGGCGGCGCUGGUGCGCGCGCUCUGGACCCGCGAAUACACGCCCCAACUUUCCGCGGAGUUCAAGAAUGCUGUUUCCAGGUAUGGCUCUCAGUUCCAAGGCCAUUCCCAGCAUGAUGCCCUGGAGUUCCUGCUCUGGUUGCUGGAUCGCGUGCACGAGGACCUGGAGAGCUCCUGCCGAGGGCCAGCGCCCGAGAAGAUUCAGCCUGAAGCCAGUAAAACCUCUGAAAACCUCCCGUCGCCAUCGGCUCAGCUUUCUCUAGGUCAGAGUUUUGUGCAAAGCCACUUUCAAGCCCAAUAUAGAUCUUCCUUGACCUGUCCGCACUGCCUGAAACAGAGCAACACCUUCGACCCGUUCCUGUGCGUGUCACUGCCUAUCCCCUUGCGCCAGACAAGAUUCUUGAGCAUCACGUUGGUCUUCCUGUCUAAGAGCCAGCGGUUCCUGCGGGUUGGCCUGGCCGUGCCGAUCCUCAGCACAGUGGCAGCCCUGAGGAGGAUGGUUGCAGAAGAAGGCGGCUUCCCUGUGGAUGAGAUGAUCUUGGUUGAACUGUAUCCCAGUGGACUCCAGCGGUCUUUCUCUGAUGAAGAAGAUCUUAAUACUAUUGCAGAGGGCGAUAAUGUGCACGCCUUCCAAGCCCCUCCACCAUGUGGCCAGGAGAUGCUCUCAGCAUGUCCAGCUGGCCUGGCAGUGUCCCCGCGCUUUGCAGUCCGUGGUGGUCAGCGGUCAUGCCUGCCCGUCCGUAGUGAGAAUGCGGUGCUGAUCCUCUUCUGUAACUUAGUGGGGUCAGGGCAACAGGCCAGCAGGUUUGGGCCACCUUUCCUAAUAAAGGAAGACAGAGCCAUUUCCUGGGCUCAGCUCCAGCAGUGCAUUCUCAGCAAGGUCCGCUAUCUCAUGAAGAGUGAGGCCCCAGUACAGAACCCAGGAUCUCUGUUCGCCAUCCGGGUUGUGGGGCUUUCUCUGGCCUGCAGCUACUUAUCCCCACAGGACAGCCAGCCCCUCUGUCACUGGGCAGUGGACAGGGCUUUGCAUCUCAGGAGGCCAGGAGGCCCCCCACACAUCAAACUGGCCGUGGAGUGGGAUAGCUGUGCCAAGGAGCGCCUGUUCGGGAGCCUGCAGGAGGAGCGGGUGCCAGAUGCAGACAGUGUGUGGAGGCAGCAGCAGGCUCAUCAGCAGCACAGCUGUACCCUGGACGAAUGUUUUCGGUCCUACACCAAAGAGGAGCAGCUGGCCCAGGGCGACGCCUGGAAGUGCCCGCACUGCAAAGCCCUCCAGCAGGGCAUGGUGCAGCUGAGCCUGUGGACGCUGCCGGACAUCCUCAUCAUCCACCUCAAGAGGUUCUGUCAAGUGGGCGAGAAGAGAAACAAGCUCUCCACGCUGGUGACGUUUCCACUCUCUGGCCUCAACAUGGCUCCCCACGUGGCCCAGAGAAGCGCUGGCCCCAGGCCUGGGCCAGGCCCCUGGCCUUCCUGGAAGCAGCCAGCCUGUGUGCCCACCAGCUACCCGCUGGACUUCCUGUACGACUUGUACGCGGUCUGCAACCACCACGGUAGUCUGCAAGGUGGGCAUUACACAGCCUACUGCCGGAACUCUCUGAAUGGCCAGUGGUACAGUUUCGAUGAUAGCACAGUAGAGCCACUUCUAGAAGAUGAGGUCAAUACCCGAGGGGCUUACAUCCUGUUCUAUCAGAAGAGGAACAGCAUCCCUGCCUGGUCAGCCAGCAGCUCCAUGAGAGGUUCCACCAGCUCCUCCUUAUCUGACCACUGGCUGCUCCGGCUCGGGAGCAAUAACAGCAGCAUGCGGGGAAGCCUGUUGUCCUGGAGCUCUGCCCCCGGCCCCUCCUGGCCCCAGGUGCCUGACACCCCUGUCUUCACAAACAGCCUCUCCAGGCAGGAAAAGGGAGUGUUGGAGUCCAGGCCUUUGGUACGGGGUAUACGAGGCCGAAGCAUCAGCAUGAAGGCGCCCACCCCUUCUCAAGCCAAGCAUGGGCCCUUUAAGACCAUGCCUCUCCGGUGGUCUUUUGGGCCCAGGGAGAAACCACUUGGUGCAUCUGUUGAGUUGGUGGAGUAUUUGGAGUCCAGACGGAGACCUCGAUCCACAAGCCAGUCCAUCGUACCACUGUUGACAGGCGCUGCUGGCAAGGACAUAAUGGCAUCAGUGCCACAGUCAAACGCCGCCCCCUCUGCUGGGGGUGAAGAUAGUGCGUGGGACGGCGAUAUGGUACUGGCUGGAGGGCCCUACCACUCGGGCUACCCCAAGCACUGUGCAGUCCCUGGAGUCCCUGAUGGUCUAAGCACAGCAAAGAAACUCAAACAAAACACAAGUCAGGAUAUCCGGAUUCCCAAACAGUUCGACUUGCCCCUCGUUGUGAUGCCCUCAGUGGAGAAUGAGAUACGCGCCCGGCUGGAAGGCCUGAGGACCACGAACUGUACGGGCAGUGACCAGGCAGGAGGCAGUGGUACAGCGCUGUCCCCCAAGGAGGCCCUGAGCAUUGCGGCCUCUGGAAACCACACAGACAAUCACCAAGAUUCCUUGGACAAGAUCAGGGCCAACUCAGAGGGAAGGGACGCCAGGGCAGACAGAUCCCCGCAGGGGACCCUCACCCUUCUGAGGUCUGUGUUUUGGAAGAAGGAGAAGAAGAAUGACAGGGUGGUGGCUCCCCAGAUGCCCCCAGCCUCCCUGGUGAGUGGCAGGGUGAGCCCAGCUGCAGGCCUCAGGAUUCAGGAGAGCCUGACGCGGACCCCAGCCCACCACCUGGAUGGGGGUGUCCGGUCAGCCCCCAGCUCUCUGCACCUCCCUCGCAAGGCCAGCCAUCCCUUGAGGGCCAGUGCCCUUGGUACAUCACCCAGGAGUGUUCUGGGGGAGCAGGCUUCUUUUGGCACCUUGCAAAAGGUGAAAUACCACACUCUCUCCUUAGGUCGAAAGAAAUCAUUACCGGAGUCUAGCUUUUGAGAGUGUAUUUCCAGUAUUGUGUGAAACUGACAUUCUCACGACCGCGCUGACAGCACUCUGGGUACCUGUGUUGAGAGCGGGAUUUCUGGAAGCCAGUUGUCCCGUGACCCCUGAAAGUGAACAUUUUAAUCUCUGCAUCUAGAUUUCUAAUAUCUUGUAUCCAAAUUACCUUCCUGUAUUGUUGGAUGCUCUUAUACGUCUAGGCCACAAGAGGGUGCUGUUGGAGCAAUGUUACCACUUUAAGGCAAGAACUGAUGUUGCCUUUAACUAAUUCCAGGCCCUAAGUACCAGUACUAAAGGGCGAUUUGGAUGUGGGCAAACCUUAGGACAUAACUAUAGAGAAGCCUAAUUAAUAAGAAUCUUCAAUAUCAAAUCAAGUGUUGUCAUUGGUUUCUCCUUAAAAAAAAUUUUUUUUUUUUUUUAGUAGUGGACUUAACAGAAAAAUCUUUUCCUUUUAAUGCUUCUCUGGAAUAAAGCAUUAAAGAUCCCCAAAAUGUGGGAGUGACAAUAAGUCAGGAUUCUUGGGGGGAAAUGGGGAGAAACAAUUGAGAUUUUAGGAGAAUAUUUAAUAUAUAACAGAAUAAUUGUAUUAAAGAUUUUUGAGGUAUUUAAAGAAGAACUAUUUUGAUACUAGGGUCAAAGGAGGGUCUUUUUUAAAAACAUGUAAAUAUGAGAUCUAUGUACGAUUUUAAUAAAAGCCUGCCAGUGAAACAA
Molecule: messenger RNA, 4392 nt
Organism: Manis pentadactyla (Chinese pangolin)
Lineage: Eukaryota; Metazoa; Chordata; Mammalia; Pholidota; Manidae
Product: ubiquitin carboxyl-terminal hydrolase 43-like
Exons: 15
Coding region: 289-3678 (1129 amino acids)
Biological process (GO): protein deubiquitination
Molecular function (GO): cysteine-type deubiquitinase activity
Source: RefSeq, a predicted model, not a curated record